ACUCAUCCCAGACUUUGAAUACAAUUUCCAGAAUUAAUAUCUUUUCUUCAUUCCUAAAAAACCUUUGGAAAUAUGUCUGGGUGUGGAUCAACAAGCUGCAAAUGUGGCUCUGACUGCAAAUGCGGCUCUAGCUGCAACUGUGGAAACUACCCAGAUCUUGAGAGCAGCACAACAGCAACUAUCAUCUCUGGGGUUCCAUCAACCACCAUGUACUUUGAGGAGUCAGAGAUGAGCUUUGGUGCUGAAAAUGGCUGCAAGUGCGGCAGCAACUGCAGCUGCACCUCAUGCGGCUGCCACAAGUGAAAGAAGCUUGGCAGUGAGCUGCACCUCAUGUGGUCUAUAUAAAUAAGAAAAUAUUGUUGAAGAUGAAUUCUCUAGUUGGGUUAGAGACUAGCUUAUUAUCGUGUAAAAUAAGAUUUGGUGCUGUGAUCUGCAAAUCCACAUCUCCUAGCUUAGCUAGGAUUUGUGAUUUGUUUUGUGGGUUGCUACUUUAAAUAUCAUGUUACCAGCUUUCUUAAUUGUGUUUUCUUCUGC
This is a messenger RNA of Fragaria vesca subsp. vesca, 534 nucleotides long. RefSeq names its product metallothionein-like protein 1-like. Lineage: Eukaryota; Viridiplantae; Streptophyta; Magnoliopsida; Rosales; Rosaceae. The record is from RefSeq and is a predicted model, not a curated record. The transcript is spliced from 3 exons. Gene Ontology annotation, molecular function: metal ion binding. The coding region runs from base 73 to 303 and encodes 76 amino acids.